GUGAAUUCAGCAUAACUUAUAACGCCGAGAUUAAUUACGCAAGUUGAUUUUUGACAUUACAUGACGCUCACGUUGAACAUGAGCACGUCAUUGAAAACGCACCUGUGAUUUUUAACAAUUGCGUGAAAAAACGUAGCGUUACUUUAUUAUGACUGAAUCAUAAAAAAUUAUUAAAUUGUUAUCACUAUUUUUAUCAUCUGUCUAACUGAUUAACCAGCCAGUUUUAUAUUUGUUAUAAUUUUUUUUGUGAAAUAUUAACUUAAUUCAAAAAAUUUAAUGUCUAGAUUCUUCAAACAUAUUCAUUCUUAACCACCAAAAUUGAAUUUUUACACAUAUAAAUAUUUAUAUAAUAGCAUUUGAAAAAUCAAUUUUCAUUUUUAUUACCGUUAUUUACACAAAGAAUAAUUAAAAAUGAAUCAGCCAAAGAAAAGGGAAGUAAAUGGGCUAUUGAAGAAAGUCCUCCAAACUGACCAAGCAAUCACCAAAAAAUUUGUAAAAUAUGCUAAUAGUUUGAUGCCGUUUAAAUCCUUAAACAAUCAUUACAAAAUGUUAGAGAUUUCUUGCCAUGGAGUUCCAUGGUUCGCUGGAUGGCUGGCAUUUAUGUAUCUUAUAAACAAUAAGGAUUUAAUACAAAUGCAAGUUAAUUUUUUAAUAGGUUUAUUUGUGGAUGUAAUUUGCGUAGCUGUUAUUAAAGCAAUUACAAGAAGAAGACGUCCAGUGCCGAACGAUGAUGAUAUAUUUGGAAAAUAUGGCCCUGAUAAAUUUUCAUUUCCAUCAGGUCAUGCUUCACGUUCUGUAUUUGUGGCAUACUUUUUUAUAAAUUUAUAUCCAUUUUCUUUUCCUUUUUAUUUACCAUUUAUUUCGUGGUCAGUUGCUGUGUCUUUAUCACGACUCUUAAUGUACAGGCAUCAUAUUCUUGAUGUUGGGGCAGGUGUUAUUCUUGGAUUAUUAAAUGGUCUUUUUAUUGGAUUAUUAUGGUUAGGUCAGGAUUCAUGCGAAUGGAUAUACUCUUUAUUAAGUGAUGAAAAAUUAGAAGGAGGUUCAUAUCAUGUUUGAUAAAUUUAUUUCAAAAUUCAUAAAUCAAAGUGUCUAGCGAUUUAGCUCGAAAAAAUUUCCUGAAAUCCAGAACUUUAAUUUAAUUUUCCAGG
This is a messenger RNA of Chrysoperla carnea, 1148 nucleotides long. Its product is annotated as phospholipid phosphatase 6. The record is from RefSeq and is a predicted model, not a curated record. Gene Ontology annotation, molecular function: sphingosine-1-phosphate phosphatase activity. The transcript is spliced from 4 exons. The coding region runs from base 412 to 1056 and encodes 214 amino acids. Lineage: Eukaryota; Metazoa; Arthropoda; Insecta; Neuroptera; Chrysopidae.